AGAGUAGAAUUUGGUUGUUCAGGUUGUGAUUGUGGGGUUUUUCCAGCCUGUUGCUUUCAGUUCCUCUAGCGUCUCCUCUUCCAUAAAGGCUAAAACCUCAAAGAAGUCUGUCACUGAUAUUUGUGAAAACAGCCUGCAACCUGACCUGACAUAAGGUUCGUGUGAAGAUGUCAGACGCCGAGACCCCAACCCAGCCUCUCCUUAGAGGUCAGACAGUCAUCAAUGUACCAUCAGCACAGAGUGGCCGCUCCUCCCGGUCCUACAAGGUGGCAGGUUUGACCCUGUUGGCCUGUGUCCUGAUUGCGGGCCAGGCCAUGAUCGCCUACUUCCUCCUCAGCCAGAGGAACGACAUCAGAUCUCUGGAGGAGCAGAGCCACAACCUGAAGGCGGAGAUGACGAGGGGAAGGUCCGGUGAGGGGGCCAAAUUCAGCUCAGUUGUGGAUGCAGUUCCCGUCCGGAUGCACAUGCCCAUGAAAGCCCUGCCCAGACUGAUGGAUGACUCUGUGGACGAGGAGGCGUCCACCGGAGUCCCAGAAAAACCUGCCUUUCUGCAGGCCACUAACUGCCAGCUGGAGGCCGCAGGUUUGAAGCCUGUGCAGGUGCCAGGUUUCUACCCCAACUGUGACGAGCGCGGCCUCUACCAGGCCAAGCAGUGCUACAAGGGCCUCUGCUGGUGUGUGAACCCAGCCAACGGGGAGACAAUCCCUGGAUCUGAGAACCGAGAAUCGGCCAGUUGCGGUAAAGCCGUUGUCAAGGGCAUCAUGAGCAACAUUUUCACUCUGCCUGAUGCCAGUGCCUAAUGCUGUGCGGAUGAAAUCUCCUCCAGAGACCAGCAACGGUCAAGUCUAAAUCAUGACUUUGCUACAACUUCAUCAACUUAAAAUACCCGUCAUAUUUGUGGUGCUUGAUAAGCUAAUUGGGUUUUAUGAACUGCUGAUAAAUUAACUAACUAUAACCAUUUCUCUGCUUGCUAUCAUCGUAUGACCUUAUUGCAAGGUAUUGCAAUUUUUCAGUUUUUUAAAUGGCUAGUAAGGGUUAAGGAUUUUAGAAUAGUUUGUGUUAUAAACUUGUGUUAUUUUAUUCCAAUUUUGUACCUUGCCAGUUUGCUAAAAAGAACUAAUUUUCUAUGUUGGAAGUUUGCAAAGUGAACUGAAAAAUAACAGCAUGGGCCAGGGGGCAAUUCAAUGGAGUGUGGGCAGAUGCUAAUGAUUAAUUAUUAAUAUAUUUAAUCCAUUUUUGUGAAGAGCAGAGUAUUGGCAAUGAAAACAUGGUCUGCCCACUGCCCCUUUACAUCAAUUUAGAAAAGAAAAUCUGAUAAACACUGUCGUUAUUUGAAUGUUUGGCUCAUGUUCAGAGAAACUGAUUUUAAAAAUAUUGGCACACAUUUGAGAAACCAAGAAUACUCCAGCUGUGACACAACUGUAAAAUGUAUUUCCUCAUUUAUUUGAACAACCCAAAUAAACCUCUCAAAGACA
Chelmon rostratus (copperband butterflyfish) is the source of this 1475-nucleotide messenger RNA. RefSeq lists its product as uncharacterized. NCBI's taxonomy places the organism in Eukaryota, Metazoa, Chordata, Actinopteri, Chaetodontiformes, Chaetodontidae. Gene Ontology annotation, cellular component: membrane. Gene Ontology annotation, biological process: antigen processing and presentation; immune response; intracellular protein transport. The transcript has 8 exons. The coding region runs from base 168 to 800 and encodes 210 amino acids. Gene Ontology annotation, molecular function: MHC class II protein binding; macrophage migration inhibitory factor binding. The record is from RefSeq and is a predicted model, not a curated record.